UUUAGUAUAUUUUAUUUACAUAUCCAGAUGAUCAUAUUAAAAGGUAUUAACAAAACAAACAUAAAAUUGCAUAGACCUUUCCCAUCGUUUGAAAUUAGAUGCAAGUCAUAUGUUUUAUAACAGCCGACUCACCAGUAAACUCCACCAGUUGCUUUGGCAAACUAUUUUUUUAAAUUGGUAAAGCGUACACAGAUUGAAACUUUCUGUAAUUUUGAAAUAAAGUCAUUUUCGUUAGCACUCUGUGAACCUGCUACACACCCUUCCUUGCAAAAUAAUUUCUGAAAUAUAAAGAAGGUUGUUACAAACUAAAAUAUCCUGACACAGAAAUUUGACCUGUAGCCACUCCAAACAGCUCUUCCUGUGUCGUCUGCGCAUGCUUGGAAAACUUGGUUUAGUUGUCCGUUUCCUGCUCGGUGCUUCCUCCUUGGUAAGAUGGCAGUAAAGCUCAGUUUGUUCUAUGCAGCUGUAUGCACUGCAGUGGUCUCGGCUUUUGUAGAAGAGCUGGAUGACUCCUUUAAGGAUACAAGAAUGGGUGAUACUUGGAUAGUAGAUUUCUAUGCUCCUUGGUGUGGCCACUGCAAGAAACUGGAACCAGUGUGGCACGAGGUGGGGGCUGAAAUGCGCAGUUCUGGUUCACCUGUGCGAGUUGGGAAGAUAGAUGCUACUGCUUAUUCCAGUGUUGCCUCAGAACUUGGAGUACGUGGUUAUCCAACUAUAAAACUAUUGAAGGGAGAUUUGGCUUACAAUUACAGAGGACCAAGAACCAAAGACGACAUAAUAGAAUUUGCUAAUAGAGUAGCAGGGCCAGUUGUUCGUUCACUUCCCAGCCAACAGAUGUUUGAACAUGUGCAAAAGAGACACGAUGUGCUUUUUCUUUAUGUUGGUGGAGAAUCACCAUUAAAGGAGAAGUACAUUGAAGUGGCAUCAGAGUUGAUUGUGUACACAUAUUUCUUUUCUGCUUUAGAGGAAGUUUUGCCUAAGCAUGUGGCAUUACAAGAGUUACCUGCUGUGUUGGUCUUCAAGGAUGGAACAUACUUUGUUUAUGAUGAAUAUGAAGAUGGUGAUUUAUCGUCCUGGAUAAAUAAGGAGAGAUUUCAAGGAUAUCUACAUAUUGAUGGCUUUACUUUAUAUGAACUUGAAGAUACAGGAAAAUUGGUGGGAAUUGCAGUCAUUGAUGAUAAAAAUCCAUCUGAGGAGAGCAUUAGAUUGAAAUCACUAAUUCAAACAGUAGCUAAGGACUACAGGGAGCACUUCAACAGGGACUUCCAGUUUGGCCAUAUGGAUGGGAAUGAUUACAUCAACAGCCUAAUUAUGGAUGAAGUGACUAUGCCAACAAUCAUUGUGCUCAAUACAUCCAACCAGCAGUACUUCCUUCCGAGUCAGCCGAUUGAACACAUUGAAGACCUAGUUCGGUUUAUAAACGAAGUUCUAGAUGGCACAGCAGAGGCACAAGGUGGUGAUGGCAUUCUUCAGCGCAUCAAAAGAGUUAUUUAUGAUGUAAAGUCCACAGUAGUUUCUGUCUUCAAGAGCUCUCCUCUUCUCGGAUGCUUUCUCUUUGGUCUGCCUCUGGGUGUCAUCAGCAUCAUGUGCUAUGGAAUCUGUACAGCCGAUUCGGAUGAUGGCUCGGAGGAAGCAGAGCUCUUGAAGAGGGAAGGCAGAGAUCAAGAACUGACAGACGAGGGAAGUGAGGAGGAACUCGAGGAUGGCAAUGAUGAACAGCAGCCAGAGAGUGGAGCUGAGCACAGCGAUGAGGAGCGUGAAGAAAAAACCUCAACAGAAAAGAAAACUGAUUAACCAAACAACUCCCCCUAGGAUUUUCUUUUUAAAUUGAAAGGCUAAUUUAUUUAUAUAGUCAAUAUCAAUCAGGAUUCAGUAAAGACCGACAAAGAUUGGUCCAGUAGCUUUGUCAAUGUGUAUUUACUUGUCAGUUAGAGAAAUAGUAAGGUUAAUGUUUAAAAAAUAAAUAAAUAAUAUAACUGCAGAGACAAAUGCAUGUACCAUAAUGCAGCUAUCAAGAUGGUGCAGCUUAAAGUAAAAUUGUUAGUCAAUGUUACAGUUUUUUUUCAUGGCUGUCAGAUUAUUAGUCAAGAAGACUGACCAUUCAGUCAUUCUCUAUAACAAUUAAACUUUAAGCCCUGGAUGUACAUUUGAGCACUCAAGUGCUAGACUGUUGAAUUAGGAAUGUUAUUCUGAAACUUAGACAGGUGCAAUAUUUCCCAUUGUGACUAUCUUCACCUUGCCUUCAAAUGUCCUUUACUAUUUUGAUGUCGGAUAUUUUAAUCUUUUGUCCUCCAACAUCCUGCGCUUUAGGGGCUCUGAGAAAGCUCAUCGGUGAUGUUGUUAAUUUUAAAUACUGUACAUAUUGUAUUUAAAUGUACCUUCCAGCUUUCCCUGAAGGGUUGCCAAGAGGAACUGCAAUAAUAUCUGUAAAAUGUAAGGUGAAUAGUAAUGUUUUCAGCAGUUGGUCUAUAUUAACACAGUGAGAAUGGGUAUGUGUUUAUGUGAACCCAUUAGACACCGUAGUCCGCAACAAAAUUUAAAAAGGGCAUUGGCUGCAAUUAGACUAAACACUUCAGUUAAAAACAGCAAAUAGUACUAUGAGUUUAAUCUUGUAACAUAAUAUGCAGCGUAACAAUUUGAAUAUAUUUACAUUUCAGAAGAAAGUAAAGAAAAAGAAACCGAUGUUCUUUAGCGGUGCAAGUUAGCUGAGUUUCUGGAGUGUUGUUGAAACUGAGGAUUAGUAGG
Messenger RNA from Acipenser ruthenus (sterlet), 2745 nucleotides. RefSeq names its product protein disulfide-isomerase TMX3-like. The coding region runs from base 433 to 1794 and encodes 453 amino acids. The record is from RefSeq and is a predicted model, not a curated record. Gene Ontology annotation, cellular component: endoplasmic reticulum. Gene Ontology annotation, biological process: peptidyl-cysteine oxidation. The transcript is spliced from 16 exons. Gene Ontology annotation, molecular function: protein disulfide isomerase activity. Lineage: Eukaryota; Metazoa; Chordata; Actinopteri; Acipenseriformes; Acipenseridae.